Molecule: messenger RNA, 1269 nt
Organism: Cotesia congregata
Lineage: Eukaryota; Metazoa; Arthropoda; Insecta; Hymenoptera; Braconidae
Source: the annotation of a GenBank genome assembly
AUGGAUUUAGGAGACAGAGUUUACGCUGCUGAACGGAUCACCAAGAAGAGAGAAAAGCGGGAGCAGGUUUUGGCUAGUUUGGUGGUCGAAGAGGAGCCUGGUGGUGACGAAAGAGCCGGCGAGGAUAGUCAAGAUGAAACUGGUAGUACUUCGGCAGUAUCAGCGGCACCAAGUCGUUUAAAUUCAGUAACAACCGCUGCUGCUGCUGCUACUGCUGAUGAUGACACAUUACCUAGUUCACUUGAUGGUCAUGAUUCUCCAUCACCACCAAAGUUGCUGCCAGCGGCCGGAGCAGCUACUUCCUUUGGCGUCGACUCUGACAGCUCUAACAGCAGCGUUGACAUUCCAUUGUUACCCAGAAGAGAGCCCGCUGGUACAAAGAGGAAAGCCGAGGUAUUGAGUAAGGAAUCAGGUAAAAUCGGCGUCACCAUCACCACCAGUCCAAGCAGCGGAGGCGGCAGUCCACCACCACCGGCUAAUAAAAUACCAAGGCUACUUCCUAUCAAAUCUAAUUCAGCACCUUAUCACAAUCACAAAUUAAAUGGUAGAAGACCCUCGUCUUCGAGUGUAAAGUCGACACCAGAAGAACCUCUACCGGCAGUACCAACGACUCCAGCACCAGCAGUGCAGGACAAAAAGCGGCCAGAGGCUGACGUACCUCAUGGUCCACCUCCGUCACUACCUCGGGCACAACCUGCCCCGCUAUCACCAAGAAUAGACACUCCUUUGGAGCAAGUUGAACACAAACCCAAGAAAAGGCCUCUGGAGAAAACAGAUAAGUCUAAUGGUACAGUCACCAAUGGUGCCAAUGGACACAAAUCGCCCAGUCCCACAGAUGCGUAUACUAAUAACAACAGGUUAACGUCUGUCGUCAACGGUCAUCAUGGUCAUAUUAAUAAUAAUAACAAUAACAAUAAUCAUAAUAAUAAUAAUCAUAGUAACAAUAACAACAAUAUCAAUACUAGUAAUAAUAAUAAUAUUAAUAAUAACAACAACAAUAAUUUAAGUAACAUAAAUAAUAAUAACAAUAAUAAUAAUAAUAAUAAUAAUAAUAAUAUUAUGAGUAUGAAACAACCGGACAUAAUAAAAUCAGAUUUGUAUAUUCCAUUGAGUAGUCCGGGUACUGAUUACUGGCACGCGAGAAACCCCGUUGCUGAUCAGGUAUUUAUUACUGACGUUACGGUUAAUUUAAAAACCGUGACUAUCAGGGAAUGCAAGACUGAAAAAGGAUUUUUUCGUGAACGAGAUCCUAAGAGCGAUAUUUAUUAA